AUGGCCACCUACAAAGUCAAGGUGGCCACAGGCACCGACCUCAUGUCCGGAACACUGGACUCCAUUUCACUGACCAUCGUGGGGACUCAAGGAGAGAGCCAUAAGCAGCUGCUAAACCACUUUGGGAGAGACUUCGCUACUGGGGCGGUGGACGAGUACACUGUGCGGUGCCAGCAGGACCUAGGGGAGCUCAUCAUCAUCCGCCUGCACAAAGAGCGUUACUCCUUCUUCCCCAAGAAUCCAUGGUACUGCAACUACGUGCAGAUCUGUGCUCCCAAUGGCCAUGUCUACCACUUCCCUGCCUACCAGUGGAUGGAUGGCUACGAGACCCUGGCGCUCCGCGAGGCCACAGGAAAGACAGCAGCAGACGAUACCCUCCCCAUUCUCCUGCAACACAGACAAGAGGAGAUCAGAGCCAAGCAGGACUUCUACCACUGGAGGGUCUUUGUUCCUGGCCUGCCCAACUAUGUGCACAUUCCCAGUUACCAUCCCCCUGUCAGGAGGUGCCGCAACCCCAACCGGCCUGAAUGGAAUGGUUACAUUCCUGGAUUCCCGAUUCUCAUUAACGUCAAAGCCACCAAGUUCCUGAAUUCAAAUCUCCGAUUCUCCUUUGUCAAGACAGCCUCCUUUUUCUACCGCCUGGGGCCCAUGGCCCUGGCAUUCAAACUCCGUGGCCUGGUGGACAGAAAGCGCUCAUGGAAGAGACUAAAGGACAUUAAGAACAUUUUUCCUGCCACCAAGACAGUCAUUUCUGAGUAUGUGUAUGAGCAUUGGGCAGAAGAUAGCUUUUUUGGAUAUCAGUACCUCAAUGGCAUCAACCCAGGCUUAAUCCGGCGCUGCACACAGAUCCCGGACAAAUUCCCGGUUACAGACGACAUGGUGGCUCCAUUCCUGGGAGAGGGAACAUGCCUGCAAGCAGAGCUGGAGAAGGGGAACAUUUACCUGGCAGACUACCGCAUCCUGGAGGGCAUUCCCACUGUGGAGCUCAAUGGUCAUAAGCAACAUCACUGUGCCCCCCUCUGCCUGCUGCACUUUGGACCCGAAGGCAACAUGAUGCCCAUUGCUAUCCAGCUCAGCCAGACCCCUGGGCCUGAUUGCCCUAUCUUCCUGCCCAGUGAUUCUGAGUGGGACUGGCUGUUGGCCAAGACUUGGGUGCGCUAUGCAGAAUUCUACAGCCAUGAGGCCAUUGCACACCUGCUGGAGAGUCACCUCAUUGGGGAAGCCUUCUGCCUAGCCCUGUUGAGGCAACUACCCAUGUGCCACCCCAUAUACAAGCUCCUCAUCCCCCACACCCGGUACACUGUCCAGAUCAACAGCAUUGGGCGGGCCCUCCUCCUCAAUGAAGGGGGGCUCUCUGCCAGGGCCAUGUCCCUGGGCCUGGAGGGCUUCGCUGAGGUGAUGGUGCGCGCUCUAUCAGAGCUCACCUAUGACAGCCUUUUCAUCCCCAAUGACUUUGUGAAGCGUGGGGUUGAAGACCUGCCUGGAUAUUAUUACCGUGACGACAGCUUAGCAGUGUGGUAUGCGAUAGAAAGGUAUGUUACCGAGAUCAUCACCUAUUAUUACCCGAGUGACGCAGCUGUGGAGGGUGACUCUGAAUUGCAGUGCUGGGUACAGGAGAUAUUCAAGGAGUGCCUCCUAGGGCGCGAGAGCUCAGGCUUUCCCACCUGCCUGCGAACAGUACCUGAGCUGAUCAACUAUGUCACCAUGGUCAUGUACACCUGCUCUGCCAGGCACGCAGCGGUCAACACUGGCCAGGUACCUGUGUUCACGUCCUGGAUGCCCAACUUCCCAUCGUCCAUGCGGAACCCACCGAUGCAGGCCAAGGGGCUGACCACUUUUCAGAGCUACAUGGACACGUUGCCGGACGUGAAGACCACGUGCAUCGUGCUCCUGGUUCUCUGGACUCUCUGCAGGGAGCCUGAUGACAGGCGGCCGCUGGGCCACUACCCGGACAUCCACUUCGUGGAGGAGGCCCCGCGGAGGAGCAUGGAGGCCUUCCGCCAGCGCCUGGCCCAGAUCUCGCACAACAUUCGCCAGCGCAACAAGUGCCUCCCCAUCCCCUACUACUACCUGGACCCGGUGCUGAUCGAAAACAGCAUCUCCAUCUAG
Perognathus longimembris pacificus (Pacific pocket mouse) is the source of this 2109-nucleotide messenger RNA. RefSeq names its product arachidonate 12-lipoxygenase, 12R type (gene Alox12b). Gene Ontology annotation, biological process: lipid oxidation; linoleic acid metabolic process. The record is from RefSeq and is a predicted model, not a curated record. Gene Ontology annotation, molecular function: protein binding; arachidonate 12(S)-lipoxygenase activity; iron ion binding. Lineage: Eukaryota; Metazoa; Chordata; Mammalia; Rodentia; Heteromyidae. Gene Ontology annotation, cellular component: perinuclear region of cytoplasm.